Spirodela intermedia is the source of this 471-nucleotide messenger RNA. NCBI's taxonomy places the organism in Eukaryota, Viridiplantae, Streptophyta, Magnoliopsida, Alismatales, Araceae. The record is from the annotation of a GenBank genome assembly.
AUGCACUUUCUGGGAUUGGUGAGUCUCGGCGGCAAGGUGAGGUGGCGGAAACGGUGCGCAGUGCUGGCAAGGGAGGAGGAGAUGGCCGCCUUGCCCAGACAUCCGAGUACCAGGAGCGGCGCCGCGAGCGCGAGGAAAUUUCGGCGGCCGCGCAGGGCGGAGCCACACUGGCGACCGGUGCUCGAUCCGAUACCGGAGGAGGAGGUCUUCCCCGGGGAAGACGAGGUGGCGCAUCCGACUGUUGCCGCUGUGAAGAGGAAGAAGCCUGGGAGAUCCGUCUUCUUGGCGGCCGCAAUGGCAGUGCUGCGCUCCGGGUUCAGAAGGUGAUCAUCUCUUCUCGCUCUCUAUUUUCCUCCUCUCUCUCUCUCACACACACACACUCGAUAUGAGGAAGGAUCGUGAUUUCCGUGGAUCUCGAGGACGUUCUCUUAUCCUUCUUCUCCGCAACCAACACAGGGAUAUCGGCGGUGA